Molecule: messenger RNA, 5770 nt
Organism: Prinia subflava (tawny-flanked prinia)
Lineage: Eukaryota; Metazoa; Chordata; Aves; Passeriformes; Cisticolidae
Gene: RCOR1
Product: REST corepressor 1
Exons: 13
Coding region: 82-1470 (462 amino acids)
Biological process (GO): negative regulation of DNA-templated transcription; regulation of transcription by RNA polymerase II
Cellular component (GO): transcription regulator complex; histone deacetylase complex
Molecular function (GO): transcription corepressor activity
Source: RefSeq, a predicted model, not a curated record
GAGAGAUCGCGGAGCCCGCACACACACGGCCCGCGGUCCGCCCCCACCGCGCCCAGCGAACGGAAGCGCCGGGCCGCCGCGAUGGACAGGCGGCGCCGGCCAAUCGGCGGGCGGGAUGGCCUCCCAAAAUCCAUGAUCGAGAAGGGCCCGGAGGUCUCGGGGAAACGGCGGGGCAGGAACCAGAACGCCGCCGGGGCGAAUAAUAACAACAACGGCGGCAGCAAAAGUUUAUCCGCCGCCCCUAACGGCAACAGCAGCGCGAACUCCUGGGAGGAGGGGAGCUCGGGGUCGUCCAGCGAUGAGGAGCACGCUGGCGGCGGAAUGAGGGUCGGGCCGCAGUACCAGGCGGUGGUCCCCGAUUUCGACCCCGCCAAACUUGCAAGGCGAAGUCAAGAGAGAGAGAAUCUCGGCAUGCUGGUCUGGUCACCUAACCAGAAUCUGUCUGAAGCAAAAUUGGAUGAAUAUAUUGCCAUUGCUAAAGAGAAGCAUGGAUACAAUAUGGAGCAGGCUCUUGGGAUGCUGUUUUGGCACAAGCACAACAUUGAGAAGUCUUUGGCAGACCUGCCAAACUUUACUCCAUUCCCAGAUGAGUGGACAGUGGAAGACAAGGUCUUGUUUGAACAGGCCUUCAGUUUCCAUGGGAAAACCUUUCACAGGAUCCAGCAGAUGCUUCCUGACAAGUCAAUAGCCAGCCUGGUGAAAUUUUACUACUCCUGGAAGAAGACAAGGACUAAAACUAGUGUGAUGGACCGUCAUGCUCGUAAACAGAAAAGGGAACGUGAGGAAAGUGAGGAUGAAAUGGAGGAAGCAAAUGGAAAUAACCCUAUUGACAUUGAAGUUGAACAAAACAAGGAGAGCAAAAAGGAGGUGCCGCCUGCUGAAACUGUCCCUCAGGUGAAGAAGGAGAAGCACAGCACACAGGCCAAGAACAGAGCAAAGAGGAAACCUCCCAAAGGAAUGUUCCUUUCCCAGGAAGAUGUGGAGGCUGUUUCUGCCAAUGCAACAGCUGCUACCACUGUACUCAGACAACUGGACAUGGAAUUAGUCUCCAUCAAACGGCAGAUUCAGAAUAUCAAACAGACAAACAGCGCGCUCAAAGAAAAGCUUGAAGGCGGUAUAGAACAAUACAGACUUCCAGAGGUCGUCCAGAAAUUUAAUGCACGUUGGACCACAGAUGAGCAGCUUCUUGCUGUACAAGCAAUCAGGAAAUAUGGCCGAGACUUUCAGGCAAUCUCUGAUGUGAUUGGAAACAAAUCUGUGGUGCAAGUGAAAAACUUUUUUGUAAAUUAUCGGCGUCGCUUCAACAUAGAUGAAGUCCUACAGGAGUGGGAGGCAGAGCACGGCAAAGAAGAGACAAAUGGAACCAAUAGCCAGAAGCCUGUAAAAUCCCCUGAUAAUUCCACUAAAAUGUCUGAAGAGGAAGAUGAGGCUACUUCUGUUCUUGAUGUCAGAUAUGCAUCUGCUUCGUGAGAAGGUGCUGUAGCCUAGAACAAUUUGUGUUGACUACUGUGUUAUCCAGGAUAUCAGGUAUUAGCAAACCUCAGACAGCCAUCUGCAUCAUAUCUGUGGACAAGCAGCUAUUACCAAAAAAAGGCAAACGCUUCCAGUCCUGUGCUACAUCUGCCUUAAUCUCCCCUCAUUCCUCCAUACUGCCUCCACUUUCUUUCAAAAGCACCCAGGUAGCUCAGCUCUCCAUUUCACCAACGUCAUGCUUAAGCAUGGGGACUUCUAGAACCAGUAACACCUGUCUAUAAAUUUUGACCAACCUGCAAAGCAAGGAGCUCCUUAGCAGCCCCACAGUAACUACACGUUAGGAGUUCUUAUAAUCCUUGGUCCGUAGGGUAUAAGUGUGUAUUGCUGCAUGGCCUCGUGGUCUCCGCUUCCUGUGUAUUCUUACGAUGACACUAUGAUUAGUGAGCUUUCUAUAAAGGAGGGGCCUGUGCACAUGCCAGCCACGUCAGGUUUGUUCUGCAGUGACAGGACAUGUUAGCAAGCAAUCAUGAAUAUAAUGCAAAGUGACAGGAAAUGUUAUUUCUAAGGUUUGGUCAGUCCAAGGUUGUAGAUGUAAUUCAUAACACUUCUGGUUUGUGCAAUUCUUUCCACUGUAUUUGUGUGUUCUUGCUUCAUAGAAAGCUCCCUAAUUGAGCAUUUUAUUCCUGUAUAUUUUAAUGGCUUUUAUUUAGUGCAAAAGGGAAUACUUAACCUGGAACUGUUUGAUACGCUGUUUAACCCCUGGCAUUCAGCAUUUGCAUUGUAACUUGUUAAGUGAGUGCUACACAACUUUCUUUUUCCUGAUCCUCUGUGGGAUUAAGUCAAAACAACUUUCUCUGGUGCCUCUCCUUUUGGGGAAUAUGUGCCUUUUUGCAUUUGGCAACCAUAGAUCACUUUCUGUCCCAGUGUCUCAUUCCUCUUCAGAGCACUGUUUGCCAAAGACAUCAAACUGCUUCUCCCACUGGAAGUCUUGGAUGAGGGUUGGAGCACAAAAUUCAACCUUCAGGAGUUUUUGGUUUCUUGGAAGUGUAAUGGAGAAGAGCCGGGUUAAUUUUCAUUGGCCAUUUUAACCCUUCUGAAGCACACAUCGCUUUCAUGUUCUGAACCAAAAUAUGCAAUUUAAAAUCUAAGAGGUGCUUUUCCAAAUACUUGGUGCAUGCAGCUUUCAAAUCCCAGCCCUCUGCUCGGAUGGCCUAUCUAGCUGGCUUGAACUGGAACUGUUCUUGCAAGUCCCGUGGGAGGACUUUGCACCUUGAACAGGAUGGUUGCUGACUGCUGAGCAGACAGUGUCCAGGGAAGCUAGAAGCAGCAGUAUUACUCCUUGUCCAGUGGAAAGCCACAAAAUAACACUAGUCACAAAGCAUUUAAAAAUGGUUAAUUUAACAAUGUUGGAAAAAACCACCAGGUGUCUUUGCAGGUGGAAGAAAGGACCUUUCUUGCCUCUCUACAGAGGAUUCAAGCCAAGAUGGCACACAGUGAUGUACAGCACCAGCCUUUCUUAACACAACUUGAAAUGGGCUAGCCUGUGGUCUGGCCUACAGCUGAGGCUGGUGGAGCUGUGCCAUGCUGUGUGCUGUGGUGACUCUGCUCUCUGUACCUGAGCAAGGCAGGCUAACGCCAGCUGGGUGACAGAGCUGGCUCUGGCCCUUCCUGCAGUGUGCUCACAGCCCAGGAAAAGCAGGGGCCGUGGCCUCUUGUAGCAGUGAGCUGUGGUCUUACCCUUGGGCUGUGUGUGAGGAAGGUAACUCAAUGUCAGAAACUGGGCAGCAACAGGCACAGCACAGGCAGAGAUUUCCUAGGGCAAGUUAAGAGUGUGGAGCCCCAAAAGGGCCUGUUUCAGCCACUUAGCAGCUGUUUCUGAGCAUUUCCAUUCUAGUAGCUCCAGAGAGAUCCUCUGAGGUGAUGGGAGGAUGGAAGGGAGCUAUUCCCUAUCCUGUGUAUUGCUGUUUGUGUUUCUGAGCUGUUGCUGUGAACUGGCAGCUCUGGUGGCUCAAAUGUUCCUUCAGACCUGUGCCAGUUGGAGCUGGGAGUCUCUUUUGGGAAGGAAUGCUAGGUGUUAGCCAGUGUGAAUUAGGAAUAAAGACCGGGCAAAUAGCACUGUGAAUCCAGUUGACAGUUGUGGUGUAAAGCAAUGCUGCUCUUUAGAAACACUCUAGUAUUAAAUAUUAAACCUCCUGCUGGUCCCAGUGCACGGAGACAGGUCCUCACCAGUGUGGGAGCUUGCAUCCCAGCUGGGGGAACUCAUCAGGAGAGGCUUCUGCUGGAGACUUAGGUACCUGUGAGGACUUCUCAUUGGUUUUUGCCCUCAAAUCUGUCCAUCUUAUCAGAAAAGUUGUGUUUUGGCUUCAUCCCCAUGGGGUAGGGGGAAACGUGUAUAAUUUGUGAUAUUAGGAAGAAAAAAGUUGUUUAAUUACUUUUCAGUUGACUGCUAUCUUAUUGUAGUUGAUACAUGCAAUAUAAUAGCACUGUAUUUUAAACGUUUAGUUUUUUACAUUCUCUUGAACUAUGUUUUUAAAUGGGAUAAAAUCAUUUUAGCUUUUGAAAUGGUUUGACCCUGUUUAGGUGAAGACCCUCUUUUUCUUUUGUUAAAUGGGUCAAGCAUUAGAUACAUCAACUGGUUGAAUUCUGACUAGAAGGGUCCACAAAGAUAACUGCAUAAGAUAAGAAUAUUCACUUAAAUUUUGUUUCUUAAACUAUCGAUGUGAAUGUCAUAAUUAUAUAUAUUUUGUGGAAAAUGGGAAAUUAUUUCUCCUAAGUAUAAGUUAUUGUGCAAAAUAUGGUAUCGUUAAAGAAAAUGAUAGUUUAAGUUUUAGUUUUAGAAAUCUUAAAGAUAUAAAAGUGUAUUGCAUAUGCAUAAACAAAUUUCAUUUGUUCUAUUUAAUUUUUAUGUAGUUGUGUAAAGUGCUAGGUAACUUCUUUUUUCACUUAUCCAUUAAAACAACCUUGUUACUUGAAUAUUCGUGUUUAACUGGUUUGAAACAGUGAUCAAUUUUUGUAAUAUAAUCUUAUAACCAAGGGAAAAAAAUACACGCCUCAGUUGUGCUUAACAGUAAAGCAACAAUGUACAAUCAGAUGCUUAAGACCGUAGUAGCCAUACCUGGUAGUGCAACCACAAUGGUUGUGUCUCAAUAUAUUUAAUACCAAUGGGGAUAAUGGUUUCUUAAUAUAUUUUUACAACCAGGAAGACCCCAUAAAUAUCCACUAGAACACUUUUUUAAUAGUUAAAAUAAGAGUGAAACUCUUACUCUCUUAAAGCAAUGUCCUGACAAACAUUUUUCUUUCCUGUACAAACACAUCAGAAACAUUAUGUAUUAAAAUAUGCUCAUUGUCACUUUAAAUUUCAGUUUUUAUUCUAUGAAAUCGCUAAUAUGCUGUUGGUAUUCUUGCACACCAAAUAUGAGCCAAACAGUGCAUUACACUAAUUUGAUCACUGGGUUUGUGAACAAAAAUCUCCAAGUUAAUGAAAUGCAAAAAUAUCAUAGGAGAAUUUUUUUUGAUAAUGCGUUUAUUUUUCAAAUUGGUAUGAAUUUCUGGAUAGCUCAUUCAGCAACGAGUGGGCUGAUAUUUUUAAAAAAAAAGAGAAAUUAUUUUAUUAGCUCCAGCUUGUCUUCAGUAAGUCAGAAUCUAGUGAUCUUGUGCAAUGCCCCUAAAGCAAAUACUUUCUGCCACUCCCUGGAUUAAUGCAGCUUUUCCUGUUGAUAGUAAAGCACAAUUGCAGUGAAAGUUACAGUUCAGAAGAUGGAAGGUCAGUAUAGUCUAUGCAUGUUGUAUAAUAAUGAGUGUUUACAUUCAUAUUCUCCUAAAAUAAAAUUUAUACUGGAGUGUAUAGUAUUCCAUUAUGUAGAUUUUAUCAAUUUUGUUAACUGCUUAUAGAUUGCUUAAAAGAAGUUUUUUCAAGAUUUUAAAAGAUGUAUAAGGUUAAGUUUGCAAAUAUAAUGGAAAUGCUGUAUAGCUUUUGAAGUGACGAAAUACUCGUUGGGAUUUUAAAGAAAGUAUGUUGUAAUAAUGCUGUUGUAAGUAAUAUUUUAAAUGUCUUUUUUGCCUGUUUUCUAUUAUUCAGCACACUUACUGUGAUGAAUGUUCAUAGCAUUAUAAAAUUGCUUAGCCACUGAAAAGUAACAUUUGGUUUUGGAUUAUUUUACUGUAUGAGGAAUUAUAGUGGGGUAAAUUCCUUUGUGAAAUUCUACAUAAUUCAUUUUUCUAUGAUUUCCAAUGUUUGCUGACAUCAAAUAAAAUUUUUUCAAGCCAUUGAUGUAAUAAAAUAUGUAGUAAAAUGUUA